AUGGCUACACUUCUUUAUUUCUUAGCACAUGCAUGUCUUACUGAUGUUAUUCAAACUGUGUCGACCAUCAUUAUCACAUACCUGCCAAUCAAUUCAUUUUUAAUUAUAUCGAAACAUUUGCAAGACGGACCAAUUGUUUUUACUGAACGGUAUACCAAAAUUGUCCGGAGUGGAUCAGAAGAUGUGGGUUGUUGA
Plasmopara halstedii is the source of this 195-nucleotide messenger RNA. RefSeq lists its product as uncharacterized. Bases 1 to 195 code for a protein of 64 amino acids. NCBI's taxonomy places the organism in Eukaryota, Oomycota, Peronosporomycetes, Peronosporales, Peronosporaceae. The record is from RefSeq and is a predicted model, not a curated record. The transcript is spliced from 2 exons.